Molecule: messenger RNA, 4162 nt
Organism: Hyposmocoma kahamanoa
Lineage: Eukaryota; Metazoa; Arthropoda; Insecta; Lepidoptera; Cosmopterigidae
Gene: Tom70
Product: mitochondrial import receptor subunit TOM70
Exons: 4
Coding region: 34-1677 (547 amino acids)
Biological process (GO): RNA processing
Molecular function (GO): protein binding
Source: RefSeq, a predicted model, not a curated record
GUACACAUUUCAUAAUACACACCCUCGAAGGACAUGGCAUCAACGGGCAGCACUCCUUUUCCCAAAUGGCAGCUAGCCAUACUUCUCGGUGCACCCUUGGCCAUCGGUUUAGGUUAUCUUUAUCUGAGAAAUAGAUUAGAAGAUCCCGAGAAGAAAAAAGUCGCGGAAUUAAAAGCGAAGACAACCAUAUCUCUGGACAAUGAGGAAAACAAUACAAAAGCUGAGAGUGCGAUCGACCGCGCCAUGAAAUUAAAGGGAGCCGGAAAUAGAGCCUUCCAUGCAGGCGACUACGAUAAAGCAAUAUCUCUGUACAACGAGGCAAUCGAAGCCUGCCCCCCUGACCGUCCCGUUGAUCUUGCCACAUUCUACCAAAAUCGUUCCGCCUGCUACGAGAAGCGUGAGAUGUGGGAGCAAGUAAAGGAAGAUUGUACUUUCGCUCUGAAAUUGAAUGAGAAAUAUGUCAAAGCUUUCCUACGCAGGUCACGCGCUGCCGAAAAAAGCGGUGACCUUGUGUUGGCACUUGAAGAUGUCACCUCAGCCUGCAUCCUUGAAAGAUUUCAGGUUCAAAGCUCCCUAGUCAAUGCUGAUCGUAUUCUAAAAGCACUCGGCAGGCAACACGCGCGGGAAGCACUCGCCAAGCGCCGCCCAGUGAUGCCAUCUAAGCAUUUCAUCAGAACAUAUUUCUCUGCAUUCUCAGAAGACCCCAUCUCUAAGAUACAACUGGAUGACAGUGCUUCAGGUGGCUUUGCUAAAGCAAAACAGGCACUUGAUGCUCAGGACUAUGAUACAAUUGUUGAUGCUUGCACUGAGGAACUUAAUGCUAAUGGCAAAUACAAAAAUGAAGCUCUGCUUCUUCGUGCUACAUUCUACCUACUCCUAGGAAGACAUGAAGAAGCACAGGAAGAUCUUGGAAAAGUUAUUGAAAGUGAUGCUUCUACUAAAGUCAAAGUCAAUGCUUUAAUUAAACGUGCCUCUCUUUUCACACAACUAGAAAACACAGAGCGCUGUUUGGAGGACUUUGCCCGUGCUGCUCAGUUGGAUCCCAAUAAUUCUGACAUCUACCAUCACCGUGGGCAAGUGUAUUUGUUGUUGGAACGUAUGGAUGAAGCCACUGCUGAGUUUGCAAAAGCUGUAAAAUUGAAUCCUGACUUCUCCAUUGCUUACAUUCAAAAAUGCUAUGCUGAUUAUAGACAUGCUCAGAUCAAUAAAAAUGUAGGAGCACUGGCUCAAGUUCGAGCUGACUUUGAGGGUGCAUUAGAACGGUUCCCUAGGUGUCCUGAAGCAUACAUUCUGUAUGCGCAAGUUCUGUCAGACCAACAAGAGUGGGGCCGUGCCGAGUCUCUUUUUAAUCAAGCCUUGUCUGUGGACCCCAACAAUGCUACAUUAUAUGUACACAAAGGUUUGGUUCAACUACAAAAGAGCACAGACUUUGAUAAAGCUGUGAAAUUGAUAAACAAAGCCAUUGAAAUGGAUGACAAAUGUGACUUUGCCUAUGAAACACUAGGCACUAUUGAAGUACAAAGGGGUAAUCUAAGGCGUUCGUUAGAGCUGUUCGAGAAGGCAAUCAUGCUCGCAAAGACAGAGCUGGAAAUGACUCACUUGUUCUCGCUGAAGGACGCGGCGGCGGCGCAACUCAAGGUGUCCGAGCGCUGGGGGCUAGACUGGGCUGUCAGCUAGAAAGCCCGUGGGCACGACCCCGGGGCGCCUUACUCGCCCGCCCUCCACGCAACGAGAAUAACACCUGGCAACAUGUUAACAUGUCCACACCAUCUAGGAUUUUAUUUUAUACAAUUAUUAUACACUACUUUCAAAAUUCAGUAAUUGUUUGUUCAAUGUGUUUGUUGUUAUUUUAUAGUUUUAGGUGUCUUACUUUAGUUGACAUUUUUGGAUAUUUUACCCCAGAUACUAUUCUCGUUGUGGAUGAAUUGUACCUAGCCGCCGCCGACUCCAAUCGCGUAGCGACGAAGUUUAACGUUAGUUUACGUUAGAAGCCAGCUUACUGCAUACCACUUUUUUGCCAUUACUAGGUGCAUCAUGUACAUAAAUCUCAGUCCUGAUACAUCACACACAUACAUAUUAGAUUGUAUAAUGAGACAUUCUCUGUUGUUUAUGUUUACUUAUGGUAGGAAACAUGUAAAGUACCAGUGGGAACAUUUGUCCAAAUUGUAUCUGUUGUAAAUAAUUCUCAUUCAAUUUGGUAGUAUUCUAAAUCUUCCUGAAAACUGUGUCACUAUUUUAUCAAAUGUAAAAUGUUUGUUCAAUUAUGUGCACAUUAAGUAAUUCAUUUGUGUAGGAAUCUACUUCAUAUUGAAGUUGUGGCUUCACUGAUUCUUGUAAAAAUUCUUAGUAUAGAAUCAUAAUUGUAUUUUUGCAUUUAUACAUAUUGAACGAAGUGAUUGUUGUUAUGUACAUUUCAAAAUAACAAAAAAAAUAUAUAGUCGAAAAUUUAAUGACAAUGCCGGGGACAGCAAAAUAUUUUUGAAUAGCAAAAUCAUAAUGCCUCUAGUCUUAUUUAACUACCACUAACCCACUUUUUUUGCAACUUUUCAAUUCUCAUAAAACACUAAAUAAUUGCAUUUACUUUUUAUUAUAUUUCAUAGUAUGUUUUGAACACUGCCAUUUUAUCUUGCUUAAUGUUCAAACAUGCAAAAUCUUUUUAGUGGGAAAUUAUGUACACUAGAUAUACGUCUAAUCCUUGCAAUUGUUUAUUCACUACAUAACUAUCUACUCAAAACUUUAAUCGCUCAGUAUGUAACAGCUAUACAAUUAGGUCACUGUCGAAAUAAUGUUGACAUUGUGAUAUUGAUAAUAUUUUAUUAUCUGUCCUCUUCGUAGGUGGUAGACAUUUAUUUGUUAACGGCGCUGGUUACACUAAUAAAUCCAAUGUUGAAAUGUAUGUGGGCGAAAUGCUCUUGUAUGUACUUAGUGAAAUGGAACGUGGUGAUAAAUUAAUAUGGUCUCCAAGCACAUUGUAUAGUAUUCGUAAAGGUUAGAAAGCUCUCACGGCACACUGCGUGCCUUAAAAGUGCAAAUAUGGCCAUAUAUACAACCUCUUUCAAUACAUGUUUUGUUACUCGACUUCAUGACAUUUUAAAUUGUCUGCUGAGAUAUUUAUGUUUAGUAUUUUAUUUUGGGUCCAAGUGUGCAACCACUAGUAACUUGAAUUGCUGAACUUUGUGAUUUUACAAUGUAGAUAUCGUUGCUUAUGUCGUGAAGUGAAGUGCGCCUGAGUUUGUGCGGCGGCGCUUGAAAAUGCGCUGGGUGCAUUCAACACAUACUGCCUCCAACAUACCAGACUUUCCGCUAUGGCAUUAUAGUUAUUAGCAUUUUAUAACUUCGAAUAUAAUAAUUAUCCAAUAAUUAACGAUGUUUUGGAUGCACCCCAAAUUAUCAGUUAGAUUGUGAAUUAGAAUUAUAACUUGAAGAAAUGGUUCUACAAGAGUUGUUACCUCACCGAUAGUGGAUAGUUAUCAGUUUAUGAAAACUACAAAAUACAUUAUUGAAACAUUUUUAAUAGUUUUCAUUGUUAAAUAAGACAGUCCUAUGUAAAGGUUUUGUUAUGUAUGGGUAGAAAAAUAAUCUAACAUUGUGUUACUUGAAACGGCUAACAAUGUAUGUUUUACGUUAGGCGAAAGUUUUGUGUUUAAUGACCUUAUUGGGCCGUCGAGUAGGUCACGCCGAAGUCACUGUGACAUGUUGUCCAUAAACGCUGUUUUAUUGCUGCUGUGUAUCGCAUGCAAAAGCGACGCUCUGUUGUGCUAUAAUGGCACCUUUUCUUACAAGACCCACGGAAAUGACCUCGUCACCUUCAAAGGCUUAUCAGAGCCAAGUCAGAAACAAAUAACAAGAUUGCGGUGCUGGUUAACGAUACCCUGCAUGGGAGGUGGUGGUGAUGAGAACCCAAUGUGUUUCGUGCGAUCGUGGCGUGCUCGUUCGCGGCACGCGUGGAUAGUGCAGCGCGGGUGCUACUUGUCGAACAAGGCGGAUCCCUUGCCCAAAGCCAUGUCCGAACCCACCAGAUCGAUGACCUGCAUGCGGAGAAGGAAUCUCUUUUUUUAGGCUCGUCGAUGCAGAAUACAAAGUAUGUCUUUGCCAAUCGGACUGGUGCAACACUACGCCUACAAAUUUCAAACCGAAAGAAUUUUACCUGUUGUGUUGGAGU